Bufo gargarizans (Asiatic toad) is the source of this 5086-nucleotide messenger RNA. It is a transcript of the gene FIGN, whose product is annotated as fidgetin, microtubule severing factor. The record is from RefSeq and is a predicted model, not a curated record. Bases 447 to 2675 code for a protein of 742 amino acids. Gene Ontology annotation, molecular function: ATP hydrolysis activity; microtubule severing ATPase activity; ATP binding. The transcript is spliced from 3 exons. NCBI's taxonomy places the organism in Eukaryota, Metazoa, Chordata, Amphibia, Anura, Bufonidae.
CCCUGGUGGUGAGGGGUUUAUGCUAGAAACACAAAUUAAAACUUCAAGGUUUUUCUAUUUUUUUUUUUGUCCUCCCCUUUUUAAAUCUGCAUUGAUUGUUUCCUUUGGAGUCUGCAAAUAACAUCCCUAUUGCUAUAGCAGAGCGAGUGUCCUCUGUUGCAGCAUGUGCAGAACUCUCUGCUGCUGAUCCAAACCAUGAACUGCUGCUGCUUUCACUUCAAGAGAUUUCCUCCUACAUCAGCUAAUACAGCAGAUCAAUGCUCCAGUAACCCAUCUGCUGCCAGUGGUACACACAUGCAGGUUAAAUGAAUACCUGACGAAAGGGCCCACGUUUCAAGGCAGUGACAUUUGAUAGCUGAGAGGAAAAGUGGCUUUAAUGAAAAUCAACCUUUGGAAUUCCUGCUUGUGAAAAAUCCCAUUCGGCAUCUUGUGCUGGCACUAAAGACAUGAUCAGCAGCAGCAGUGUAUAUGGCUUGAAGAUGCAGUGGACGCCAGAGCAUGCUCAAUGGCCAGAACAGCACUUCGAUAUAUCGUCAACCACGAGGUCACCGGCUCAUAAAGUGGAAGCAUAUCGUGGUCAUUUGCAACGCACUUACCAGUAUGCCUGGGCCAAUGAUGAUAUAUCAGCUUUAACUGCAUCAAAUCUACUGAAAAAGUAUGCUGAGAAAUAUUCUGGAAUAUUGGAAGGAUCUAUGGAAAGACCUCUUCUCAGCAAUUACACUGAAGCUCAGUCAGGCCUUGUGAAUGGUCGAAAAAAUGAUGGAGAACCAUGGAACUCAGACGUCUAUCCUAUGAAUUGUGUUUCCGAUGUUAUUGCAGCAAGCAAAACUGGAGUAGGAGCCACUAUACCUCCAUCAGAUGCCAGCAUAGGCAGUUCUCCUGGGGUGGGCAACAACUUGACAGAACCUAGUUAUUCCAGUAGUACAUGUGGAAGUCACUCAGUUCCUAGUCUACAUUCAGGGCUACCGUCUCAGGAAUAUGGAGCAAGCUAUAAUGGCUCCUACCUGCAUUCAAGCUACAGUAGUCAAUCUGCAUCUGCAUUGCCAUCACCUCAUCCAUCCCCACUUCAUAGUUCCGGCCUCCUACAGCCUCCUCCACCACCCCCAUCAGCUCUUGUACCAGGCUACAAUGGAGCCUCUAACCUUUCAAGCUACAACUAUCCACCUGCAGGCUAUCCUCCACAGUCUGGUGUUGGGUCAGGGUAUAGCCCUGGAAGUGCACCACCUCCUUCUGCUUACCUCCCUUCUGGUAUCCCUGCCCCAACUCCUCUUCCACCAACAACAGUUCCAGGCUACAGCUAUCAAACACAUGGUUUGACCCCAAUUACUCCAUCAAGUUCAGCUAGCUCCCUCAAAAGAAAAGCGUUCUAUAUGGCAGGACAGGGGGAUUUAGAUUCUAGUUAUGGAAGCUAUAGUUAUGGACAACAAAGAACCUCACAUAGCCCUAUGUACAGAAUGCCCGACACAAGUAUAUCCAACUCAAAUAGAGGAAAUGGCUAUGACCGAAGUUCUGAGUCUUCAUCCUUGGCAUUCAAACCCACAAAGCAGCUAGCUCCUACUGAUCAGCAAAGAAAAUUUAGCAGUCAGUCAACAAGAGCCCUUACACCACCUUCAUAUAGCACUGGAAAGAAUUCAAGAUCAAGUGAAGCUUUUGGAAAAUACAACUCAUCUGCAAUCAAUGAACACAAUGAAGAGCAUAGACAACUGCUCCCACAUACUCUGCAAGGCCCUGGACUUCAUACAGCUACCUCAUCCAACCACUCUGUGGACGAACAGCUGAAGAACACUGAUACUCACCUCAUUGACCUUGUAACUAAUGAGAUUAUCCACCAGGGACAUCCAGUUGACUGGGAUGAGAUUGCUGGCCUUGAUUUGGUAAAGGCAUUUAUAAAGGAAGAAGUAUUAUGGCCUGUUAUCCGAUCUGAUGCAUUCAGUGGGCUUACAGCUUUGCCUAGGAGCUUACUUUUAUUUGGACCUAGAGGAACGGGCAAAACAUUAUUGGGCAGAUGCAUAGCUAGUCAGCUAGGUGCCACAUUCUUUAAAAUUACCGGCUCUAAUCUUGUCACAAAGUGGAUUAAUGAAGGAGAAAAAAUUGUCCAUGCAUCCUUUCUUGUGGCAAGGUGUCGGCAACCUUCUGUAAUUUUUGUAAGUGACAUAGACAUGCUACUUUCUUCCCAAGUAGGUGAAGAACACAAUCCAAUAAGCAGAAUGAGAACAGAGUUUCUUAUGCAGUUAGAUUCCGUUCUUUCAUCUGCUGAGGACCAAAUAAUUGUUAUUUGUGCCACAAGUAAACCCGAAGAAAUAGAUGAAUCUCUAAGGAGAUAUUUCAUGAAGAGACUUCUUAUCCCUCUUCCAGACAGCACAGCCAGACAUCAAAUAAUAAUACAAUUGCUCUCACAGCACAAUUACUGUCUCAAUGACAAAGAAGUUGCACUCCUAGUGCAGCGCACAGAAGGUUUUUCUGGACUGGAUGUUGCUCGCUUGUGUCAGGAAGCUGUGGUUGGUCCUCUCCAUGCCAUACCACCCUCAGACCUCUCAGCUAUUAUGCCGAGCCAGUUGAGGCCCGUAACAUACCAAGACUUUGAAAAUGUAUUCUGCAAAAUUCAGCCUAGCAUAUCACAGAAAGAACUCGACACGUACAUUGAAUGGAACAAAAUGUUUGGUUGCAGUCAGUGAUAAUAAACAUUACAAUGAAUGCUGGCACACAAAUUUAGGUGACCAAGGGGUAAGGGUCCCUUUUUGGCAGUGACCUAAAUGAUAAAGGUAACAAGGCAGCCAAAAUAGACUUGCGUCUUCAGAUGGUAGACUUUAAUGUGCAUCAAACAGCCAAUGUUCUGAAUUGAAUGACGUGACAGUAAGCAUAUUUUAAUGCUUAGUUCUGUUUAACGAAACCGACAUUUACAAAGAAGCAGGGUGGACAUGGGUUGACAUUGGAAGGACAUGAAUCCCGUGUACUGAUUCCAUUCAGCUGUUCUUGAAAUUUAGUUGCUGUCAAGUGCCUAAAGUGGUGCUUUCUUUUUUUGUUUGCCUCACAAUUACAUUGGUGGCAUGUGCUAAUAUUAAGAGCUUUAACUUCAAACAUUAAUGGACUAUAGAUGAACAGAUAAGUUGAAAAGACAGAGAGCCAGAUUUUUUUUUGCCAUGUUACGAGCAACAGUAUUCCUCAGUCCUGUCUGUUCUGCAGAAGGGAUAAGAAAAUUAAUCUGGAACUUAAUUUCUGUAGUUUAUUUCUUUUAACGUUCUGUCUGCAAAAAUGACAAACAAAAAAAAACCUCAGGAAAGUUGAUUUGUACAGUACCUCAAAGGAAUGUGUUGAAAGCACUAUUUACUGCUGAGAGAGAUGGUUGGCGUCAUUGUUGCUUUAUAUUACAAAUGUAUGUUUACCUCAAAAAAAUUGGAAAGUGGCAUGGAAAAUUACUUUGAAUGUAUUUGGUUGAUCCUAAAGAAAAUGGCUAAUGUCUUGCCAUAUUAAUUUGUAACUGACUUCUCCCUAUGUAAAUGAUACGUUAUUCAGAAUGACCAUUUACGAUAUUAAAUCAAAGUUUUUUUUUAAUAAGUUCAGAUGGUGCAAGUAUUCUUUAUAAAGAGAUAUAUUUACAGAAACAAAAUUUUUAUGGCCGUAAUGAACUCAACAUCAGUCCAACAACUGUAAAAACAGUUUAGUUUUUAUUAAAGGAAAUCCCCAAUAUGGUCAGUUGUAGGCAUUGACAUUAUAGGUAGCCUUUAUGUUUCCUAGAUAUACAUUAGCAUCUACCUGAUAUGUUGCACAGUUUUGCAGUUGACACAUUGGCCAAGAAGACUAAUGGUUACAGUUGAUAAAAAAAUAAAAAAAGUGUGGAUCGCUUCAGGUGACCAUAAAAAAUAUUCAGUUUAGGCCUGGCCUACACGGUGACUUCUGGUUGUGCUGUCAAUAAACUGCUGUGAUAAUGGUAAAAACAAGAGCUACUUUGCAUUGGUUGGAAAAAAUUCAACCUUGUAGGAUUUUUUGGUAACCAUUGCAAGAUUGCUUGGUAUUUUUUAUGCUAUAGGAAAUGACUGCAGUGAAGACCCGAUAGCCCAGGCCUUAAAUUUUUUUUUUUUUAAAAGACCCAAAAUGUUUGCUAACCUUGUAAUUCUCCAUUACCGGGGCUUAUGGCUGGCACACAGAGGACGUUUCAUUCGGCCUUCCAAAGUCAAGUUGAUAUAUGGGCUGAAGACAUUCAGUAUUAGCAUUGCAACCAAAAUACAUAUGAAAGUGAGAUUUAUUUAUAUUUUUUUUAUUUAAACAAUGUACUAUUGGGGUUCUUGUACCUGUGUUUUGGCCUAGAAGACAUACCUUUCUUCAUCUUGUUAUAUACUCUUGGACUACAUGUGACUCAAGAAGGCUAUAAAGAAACCAUAUGCCCUUCCAUUUCUGAAGAAAUAUUUUGUUGACACUCUUUUCCAAACUGGAAAAUUGAAGCUUUAUUGCAUAACUUUAAUUUGACAAAUAUUUAACAUUGGUUUAUUUGUUCUUGAUAUUUGAUAUGUGAUAUUAUUCCAUGAGCUAUUAAUAUUUUAUGGUUGCCAUUACUGGCUCCAAAGAGUCUAUCCUCCUGUUUUUUUUUUUUUUUUUUUUUUACCUACAGGUACCUACGUUUACUAUGUAUUUUUAAACAAUUGUCUAAUACUUGUGACAUUUAUCUUUUAUUUUUUUCCCCCCUAACUUGUACUGUCACCUACUGUGGUUUGUUUAUUUUGGCAGUUUUGUUAUUUACGACAUAUCAAGACAGCUAAUUGAUGCUGGGUGAUGCAUUUUGAUCGAGGAGUAGUGUACAGAUUAUAGCUGUCUCACGCCUGCCAACUCAUGAGCAGGACAGCUUGGCUUUUUUUGAAUGUAUUGUUUUUGUUUACUUUAAAUGGAGACAGUGGCAAAGCUGUUCCAAAGCACUGGCAAAUGAUGUACAUUUUCGACAUUAAAUAAAUGCACUGAACAUCGUACAGAGAAAUUCCAUUACAUUUGCUCCUGUUUAUUUGUUUACUCUCAGAAACAAAUAUGUUUCUCUUAUUAUUUUUAGGAAAGUUUGAUGUUGAAAAUGAGAAAAAAAAAUGAAAUUGCACUUCCAAAG